This is a messenger RNA of Seminavis robusta, 5322 nucleotides long. NCBI's taxonomy places the organism in Eukaryota, Bacillariophyta, Bacillariophyceae, Naviculales, Naviculaceae. The record is from the annotation of a GenBank genome assembly.
AUGGUUUGGAGUGCUUUCGGCUGGCCCGAAGCCGCCCCGACGGUGCAAUCUAAGGAUGAUUCUGAAGCUGAUUACCCCGAAUGUGACUACGACACUAACUUGACUCCACUUUACGAAGCCAUCGAAGAGAGGGCAUGGAUCGCUGUCAAUCAGUUCUUGCACUCUGGCUACUGGCCAGAGUCGCUCUUCGCUGACAAAAUGACACCCGAAGAGCAAUCACGCACAUGGGUUACUCGUUACGAAACGAGAGAAGAUGGAUCCAAGAAAGUCAGAUGGAGCCAACUGCCGAUUCAUGCUGCUGUCAUCUUCGGGGCUCCCUCAGUUGUUAUCCAGCAGCUUGUGGAAGCCUUCCCUCAAUCUGUUCGUUGUACUGAUGAUCACCGCAUGCUUCCACUGCACUUGGCGUUCCGUCACGGAUCUGAUGAUUCAGUGCUUGCAUUGUUCUUGGAUGAAUUCCCCGAAGCUGUAAAUGUCCGUGGAUACAAAGGCCGACUCCCCGUUGAGUGUGCAAAGAAGGGCCCCAACCCUGAGCGUGGCGCCAUCAUUCAAACAAUUCUGAUGAAGAACCAAACUGCGUGGGAACGGAAAAAGUCUGCCGUGCAACUCAAGGAGCUUUACUGUGUGAAGGAAGCUCUGAAAAUCAAGGGCCAAAAAGUAUCCCAUCUUGAGACAGCCAUUCGAGAAAUCAAAUCUCGUGAACACAAGACACGCAAGGAGUUGGCUAGCACCAUGACUGAACUGAAGGCUGCCAAGAUCAAGUCCAAGGAUGCUGCAGAGGCCAACAAUGACCCGAACAACGCCCCCCGGGAUGACACUGCUGAGAAGAUGGCUGUGAAGAAAUUGGUUGAGAGACUUGCUGGGUUGGAGAUGGCCACCAAGGAUUUGGUGGAGAAGGAAAGGUCGACCAAGAAAGAGCUCAAGAAGACAAUGGCAGAGUUGGAGGCUACCAAGAAGAUGAAACCAACUGAAGACCAAGUCCAACAGUUUGCCAAGCUUGAAAAGGUCGCAUCCAAGGAAAGCGGCCUCUUUGAGGGAAAUGCAAAACCUAGCAAAGCCCAGUCAGAGCCCGACAAGAUGACAGAACCAGCCCAAGCAGAGCCAAUAAAGUCGGCAAAGGCAGAGAAGAAGGCAGAGAAGAAGGCAGAGAAGAAGGCCGCUGAGCCAACGAAGGUAGAACCAACCAAAGUCGAGCCUGCACCUGAGCCUGUACCUGAGCCUGUGGAAGUUGAACCAACGACAGCACCCGAGCCUGAAUCGAAGGCAGCUGAGCCAGCCGCGACAGAAUCCGUCGCAGGUCAGGAUGCAAAGUCAGUUUCUUCCAAGCGCAGUUCGAGGAAAAGUGUUUCCUCCCCCUUCAACAUCUUCAAGAGUGCCGAGAGCCUUGUCAAGAGUUUCAUCGAAAAGCCAGCUGAAGACCCCUCUAAGUCGGAGCCGGCUGAAGAGCCCCCCAAGUCGGAGGACCCCUCGGAGCCGGUUGAGGAAUCUUCUGAGCCCGCUGAUGGACCUUCCAAGGUCAAAUCUGUUGAGCCUGCCAAGCCUGAGCCUGCUCCCCCGGUUCAUAAAUCUCUAUCACGCGAGAUGGAUAAGGAAAGGCUCCGCCAGGUUGAAGAGGCCAACAGAGCUCUGGAGGAGAAGCUCUCUCAAGCCCAAGAUCUGGAGAAAGAAAGGAUUCGCCAGGUCGAAGAAGCCAACAAAGAUGACGAGAUCAAAGACUCGCCGUCUCGAGAGAUGGAAAGAAUCAAACUUCGCCAGGUGGAGGAAGCCAAUGUAGCCUUGGUGAAGAAGAUCAAGGAAUUAGAGGUGACUAUGGAGAUCAACCAAGACAGGCAGGCAAGAGCACUAGAAGAGUAUGAAGCUGUCAGUGUCCCGGACCACAACAACCGCUUCACUGGGCAUCAAACCGAACAGAUGGCUGCCAUCCAACAAGAAAUGAAAUUGUUGAAGGUGACCUCUGAGAAGACCAAGGCUGAGUUGGACACGGCGUUGGACCAACUGGCAGAACUCAGGAAGCAGCAAGAAGCCGGAAUGACGGCGGCCAUGGCUCACAAAGCCAAGGCUGACGAGGCGACGGAAGAGAGCAAUAAAAAGCUUGAGAAGAAGGUUGCCCUACUGGAAUUGGCUUUGAACCAGUUUGAGGGAAAAUCUAUCUUGGCUAGAGAGGAGAUGCAAAACAUCCAGAAAACCAUGAAAGACGAUUCCACUGUGAAGCUCACAAGAUCGCAAGAAAAGCACUUGGCCUUGUUGGAAGCUGCGAUGAAGAAGCUCGAGCAGAACGCGGAGAAGACGAAGAAUGAAUUGGAUAGUGCUUUGGCUGAACUGAAUACCAUUAGAGCAAAGGAGGCAGAAGAAGCAGCAAAGAAAGCUGCUGCUGAAAACGAGAAACUAACGUCAAUAGAACUGGCGAACAAGGAACUUGAAGACAAGAUCAUUAUGUUGGAGGCCACUAUGAAAGGAUUUGAAGAGAAAGCAUCGAAGACCAAAGAAGAAAUGGACCAAGCCCUCCAUGACCUGAAGACUUCGGAGGUGGCAAGACCUUCCGAUAGCCGCUCUGUUGCGUCGGGAAGCGUCGGAAGCAUCAAGUUGACCAAGAAGCAGAAGCAGCACAUGGAAGCACUCGAAGAAUCCAUGAAGAAGCUCGAGGAAAGAGCCAACGACACUAAGACUCAGUUGGAUGAGGCUUUAGAGGAGCUCAAAACACUGAAGGCCACCGAGGAGAUGCAAUUUGUGUCCAACCAGGCUACGAGCCAGAAAGAGAGCAAGGCGAUGAAGGAUCUUGCCAAGAAGGUCCAAGCGUUGCAAUCUGCGAUGGUUGGUUUUGAGGUCAAGGAGACGAAGACAAUGCAAGAACUCGAGAAGACAAUGCGAGAACUCGAGACCGUUUCCAACAAACGUUUCGAGAUCUUGGCGCUGGGCGCAGACAGAACAACAGAGCUCGCCAGCGAUCCUCUGUUUACAAAAGAAGUAUCGAAGCUUGAAAAGAGAGCCGUCAAAGAGGAGCAGCGAAUUUUGGAAUUGGAGCAAGCAGUCCAAGAUAUCGUAACCAAGAGUGGAAACACCAAGACUGAAUUGGAGACAGCAACGACGUUGUUGGAAGAUCUUCAGAAGAAACAAGACGCGAGGGACCACGCGCCAAGGACCAAGGAAGAGAAGGAAGAGGCGCGACAGGACAAGAAGUUAAUGAAAGAAUUGACGAAGAAGGUUUCGACCCUUCAGUCCGCGGUGAUUGGUUUCGAAGUGAAAGAGACCAGAACCAUGCAAGAACUUGAGAGCACCAUGAAGCAACUGGAGGAGCUCACGUCGAAGAGGUUUGAAGUGUUGGAAAAGGCUUCUGCUAUGAAAGAGCAGGACACUGAAAGGCUCGUCGCCGCUGGUGCACUGGCGGAAGAAAAGGUGACAGCUCUCCACGCUGCAAUGAAGGAUCUUGAACAAAAUGCUGCGACGACCCAUACAGAACUUGAAAAGACUAAGCUUGAAUUGGAAGCUAUGAAAGCUGCAAAUGCUGCCGGGGACGGAGUCAGUAAGGAGGUCAUCUCUUCUCAGGAAGGACAGAUCCAGGAUCUCAACGAGAAGAUUACCGUGUUGCAGCAAGCGGUACAGGGCUUCGAAAUCAAGGAGACGAAGACCAUGCAAGAGUUGGAGCAGACAAUGAAACAGCUCGAGGAAUUGACGGCCAAACGUUUUGAGGUCUUGCAGAAGGUAGCUGGAAGAGAGAUCGAAGCUGCCAAAACUGCAGAGGCCCACAAGUACUCCCAGAAGGCAGCUGAAGAUGAAAAGAAGGUGGCUGCCUUGGAAUUCGCCAUGCGAGAGUUGGAGUCCAAGGCGUACAAAACCAAACUGGAGUUGGAGAGGACAAUGAAGGGACUUGAGCACCUCGAAGAAACGCAGCAGACCAGUCAGCAGGUUUCUGGCGUCACAAAGGAAGAAAAGCGGGUGAUGCGAGAACUGGUGAGUAUGGUUGCUGAUAUUCAAGAAGCAGUCAUGGCAUACGACGAGAAGGAGAACAAAACAACCCAGCAGCUGGAACGAACAAGACAAGAGCUGGAAGCAACCAAGGAUGAAGUCUUGCAACUUAAGGAGCAACAAGCCGCAACCGCAACCCGUCAGCAUGAAGCUGAAAUCAAUAUCGUUGCCACUGACGAUAACCAGUCGCAAGUUGAGGCAGUGGAGGCGACUGAUGCCGAAGAACCUAAGGAAAGCAAGGAAGCGGCAGAGACUGCGAAGCGGGUGACAGAAGAAACUUUGUCAUCCUUGGAGACUGCCAUCCAUCGCUUGAUGGAGCAAAUCAACACGGAGGACGAAGAGGAAGUGGCGAACACCGCAGGCAAACUGGCUGCAGCUCUCAGCAACUUGGAAGCAAAGAAACCCAUCGAGACUAAACAGCCCGAGGCGAAACAACAGCUCGAGGCGAAACAACAGCCCGAGGCGAAGAACUUAGUCCAAGCAGCCAAAGAAGCGAAAGCUCAGAGACGGCGUGGUUCGUUCUUCCGAAAGUCUGGGCGGGGAUCCGCGAAGGAGGAAAAGAAGUCCAAGCAGAAGGGACAAAAGAAGGAACGCCGAAGUUUCUUUGGCUCUUUCAAGAAGUCUCGCACGAAGGCACCAAAGCCCGAGGAGGUGCUGGCUCAGCCAGUUGCCGCGCCUGAGCCCGUUGUCGAGAAUGCGCCCGAGCCUGUAGCUGCUCCUGUUGCCGCUCCCGAACCUGCAAUCACUGACGAACAAAAGAAGGCCAUCGAAGCCGUCCACGGCAAAGCUAUCACGGCCGUUCUCACCGAUCAGCAGAUGCUGGACCUGCUAAGCAAGAUGAAGGAGGCACCUGCACCUGCCUUUGAGCCCGCUGCCGCGAAAGCUUCUUCACCUAAGAGUGCGACUUCCCCUAAGAGUGUGAAUGUGACGGAAAAUCAGGAAAUCGUGAAAGUCACAUCGUUGCUCUCUGGUGGAAGCACUGCCGGCAAGAGCCACGAGAGUCCUAGUGUUGCGAAGAGCCACGACAGCCCCAGCGUCCCCAGCGUCCAAAGCACAGGCAUCAAAGAAGAAGAUCCAAACAUGAUGAUUGUUUCACUUCCUAGUCAGAGAAGCGAGAAAUCCGGCAAGAGCAAGAGCAGCAAAAAGAGUAAGGCUAGCAAAAACAGCAAGGGCUCCGGCACAAGCAAUAAGAGCGAACAGACGGAACCUAUCACCAACCAGAAGAAACCUUCGAGCCCCAGCAACCGACAAAGCAUUUCCCCUGCUCCCACUGACACUGUUGAAUCCCCAAAAUCCCCCAAAGAGAAGGAUGUUCUGGUGACCGCUGGAACUUAUGACGACGGUUUCGAAAUCAAUUUUUGA